UGGACUUUCAAAUUGCAAUUAUUUUUUAGGUUAAAGGUUAAAGUCCAAUAGUUUGUAUCUUUCCAAAAUUUAGAAAAUUCUUUACAUACUUUAUUUUUAAUUUAGUAUAAUAGCUAUUAAAAUGGCACGCGUACUAGUUGGAGUUAAAAGAGUAAUCGAUUAUGCAGUAAAGAUUCGCGUAAAACCCGAUAAAACUGGUGUUGUAACCGAUGGCAUCAAGCAUUCUAUGAAUCCGUUCGAUGAAAUAGCCGUAGAGGAAGCAGUGAGGAUGAAGGAGAAGAAACUAGCUUCCGAAGUUAUUGCAGUUUCUUGCGGUCCGGCUCAAUCACAAGAAGUGAUAAGGACUGCUCUAGCUAUGGGAGUUGACAAAGGAAUACACGUUGAAGUUGCCGGUGCCGAAUACGAAACAUUACAGCCAAUUCACGUUUCCAAAAUUUUGGCUAAAAUCGCUCAAAAUGAGAAAGCCGAUUUAAUCAUAGUUGGCAAGCAAGCUAUAGAUGAUGAUUCCAACCAAACAGCCCAAAUGACAGCUGCUAUACUUGAUUGGCCACAAGCUACAUUUGCUUCGAAAGUUGAGAAAGGAGAUAAAGAACUCACCGUUACAAGGGAAAUCGAUGGUGGUUUAGAAACGAUUAAAUGUAAAAUUCCCGCUGUUAUUAGUGCCGAUUUGAGAUUGAACGAACCAAGAUAUGCUACUCUGCCUAAUAUUAUGAAAGCUAAGAAAAAACCCAUCCAAAAAUUGACACCAAAAGAUUUGGGAGUCGACGUGUCUCCUAGAAUCAAGAUUGUCAGCGUGGAAGACCCGCCAACUCGUCAAGCCGGUGCCAUUUUACCGGACGUGGACGCUUUGGUUGGUAAACUGAAAGAAGGAGGUCACGUAUGAUACGGUUUUAACAAACUUUUUAGUUCUUCUUAUAUUUUUUAAACUCAUUUUCCUUACCUUAUUAUAUUGAAGAAGUGUAUUUUAAGUUUACUUUAUACAAUGAUAUUAUUACGUCUGUUUAAAAUAUACUUAUGAAUGCAUAUUUUUU
Molecule: messenger RNA, 1031 nt
Organism: Phyllotreta striolata
Lineage: Eukaryota; Metazoa; Arthropoda; Insecta; Coleoptera; Chrysomelidae
Source: the annotation of a GenBank genome assembly